ACGACAUGGUACACUUUAUUCCAGAUUAAAACAAUCGGAAACAGCAUUUGUCGAAAACUUAUCUCAACUGUCAACAUGCUGAAAGGAAUCGCUGUCGUUCUAGUCGCUGUAUUUGCCUUCGUGGUGUGUGACAAUCACCUCUUCCGCAAUGCUGAUAUCGACAUGGACGGCCAUCUCGUGGAGUCCGAGUUUGAUAUGAUAUUUGACCACUGGGAUCGUAACAAUGACUCCCGGGUGAGCGAAUACGAGUUCGCUGAAGGCUGGCGAAUGGACGAUUGGGAUGAUGAUGUCAAUGCUGUUCUGGAGUUCCAUCUGUUUGACGUCAACGAUGACGGUUAUAUACAGGAUGUGCCAGAUCUCAGGCAUCUUUUCAAAACAUUCGACAACAAUGGAGAUGGGCAAAUCUCUGCAUCUGAAUUCAGAUAUACCUGGGACAGCCUGUUCGAAGACUGACAUACUUGUAUUUUUCCUCUUUCACGCUAAUAAAACACACUCAUCAUAAUAUUUGGAGAUA
This is a messenger RNA of Liolophura sinensis, 514 nucleotides long. RefSeq names its product insoluble matrix shell protein 5-like. The record is from RefSeq and is a predicted model, not a curated record. Bases 76 to 453 code for a protein of 125 amino acids. Gene Ontology annotation, molecular function: calcium ion binding. The transcript is spliced from 4 exons. NCBI's taxonomy places the organism in Eukaryota, Metazoa, Mollusca, Polyplacophora, Chitonida, Chitonidae.